Messenger RNA from Toxotes jaculatrix (banded archerfish), 5881 nucleotides. It is a transcript of the gene rhoua, whose product is annotated as ras homolog family member Ua. Gene Ontology annotation, molecular function: GTPase activity; GTP binding. The coding region runs from base 359 to 1150 and encodes 263 amino acids. Gene Ontology annotation, biological process: small GTPase-mediated signal transduction. Lineage: Eukaryota; Metazoa; Chordata; Actinopteri; Toxotidae. The record is from RefSeq and is a predicted model, not a curated record. The transcript has 4 exons.
CUGUGCUCCGGAUGACUGGACAGACACAGGCUGCUACAGACGGAUAACUAACGUUAACUGAAUCUCUGCUCUUUUAACUGGACUUUAAUCCAUUUUAAAUCAACCAUGAAGCUGACAGUGGACACAGGCUCAGUUUGGGGAUGUCCGGGCUGCGCAGAAGUUCAAACUUGUGCGAUUUGACCAUGGAAACCAAGAGGAAGAGGACAGCAGACCACACGACAACAGAGCCAGUUGACUAAGGGCUCUGAAGCCCCGGCAGAUAACGGACCAAUGGACGAUGUGAAAACUGGACCAAACCGGGACUGAAUCUCCUGCCCGGGUCUCCUCCUGCUUUAACUCACCCUCCUCUCCGUGCCAGAUGCCUCCGCGGGGCGAUGGGAGCUACAAACCGGCUCCGGUGUCCCCUGCUCCUCCUGUCCCACCGAGGAGGGUCCGGAGCCGGGACAGGGGCUCCGGCAGGACGCGGCGGUCCGGGGCAGGGGCAGGGGCAGCGGAGAGGCGGGUGAAGUGCGUGCUGGUGGGGGACGGAGCUGUGGGGAAAACCAGCUUGGUGGUUAGCUACACCACCAACGGGUAUCCCACGGAGUAUGUCCCGACCGCGUUUGACAACUUCUCAGCGGUGGUGUCAGUGGACGGGCAGCCAGUCAAACUACAACUGUGUGACACAGCUGGACAGGAUGAGUUUGACAAGCUGCGUCCCCUGUGCUACACCAGUGCAGAUGUGUUCCUUCUGUGCUUCAGUGUCGUCAAUCCCGCCUCUUUCCAGAACGUUCCUGAGAAGUGGGUUCCAGAGAUCCGGAAACACGCCCCCUUCGCACCACUUGUCCUCGUUGGGACGCAGUGUGACCUCCGAGAAGAUGUCAAGGUUCUAAUUGACCUGGCUAAGUAUCGGGAGCGACCCGUGGACCCAGGUGACGCCCGGGACUGUGCGAUGGAGAUUGGAGCUGUGACCUACUUGGAGUGCUCCUCUCUGACCCAAAAAAAUCUUAAGGAAGUGUUUGACACAGCCAUAUUGGCCAGCCUACAGAACUACAGCUCCCAAAAGCACCAGAGAGGGAAACAAAAACUACGAAAAAAGCAAAGGCAGACACCAGACAAGAUGAAGAGUCUGUCAAAGUCAUGGUGGAAAAGGUACUGCUGUGUGGCCUAGAGCAGACCUGUGAUGGGUUUGGGUCUUUCCGUCAGUGGGGUCUAAGACUGAUUUUUUAUUGACUGUAUCCUGGUCUGGAUUCAGCUGGAUUUGGGUUCUGCCUGGACUUGCUUUCAGUCUGGGUUUCUCUCUAAUGAAGCCUGAUGCUGAGCAGGACCUCGAUUGGAGUGUGGCUGAGAACCAAAGUAAGACUGUCAUGGAUCUAGAAUGUUUUUGUUUUUUGUUCGGCAAGGGGUUUUAGUCUUAUCAUGGAUGAGAUUCACUACUGAGCCCAGUCUGGUUCCUGAUGAACCUUCUCCGAAAACCAAGCAGUACUGCUGUGUCCUAGAAUGAAUAAGUAUAGUCAGGCUCAAAGUUUGGUCAGACUCAUAUCAUAUCAUAUCUUAUUUGGAAAUCAUCUAAUGCCAAUUUCUUUCUAUGAGGAUUAAAAAUCAACACCUGCAUGUCUUCACACUAGAAAGAUUUCCAAAAAUAAUUGGACAGCGAAUCCUACAAAAUAUCUUAAUACUAGCAAGAAACUGAACAGUGAAACAUGUCAAGACUGUCUGAAUAUCCGUGUGAUGAAAACACAAGCAUUGUUCUGUAAGAGCUAGUCGUAUCUUUACCCAGUAAGACACAGCACUGAAUCUAGGAGUCAGUGACCUACUUCAGGUUUCCAGUGGUAGCUGUGCUAUUUUAUCAUCCUCAUCAAUCCUGCGUUAAUACUGAAGGACUGUGCAGUCUGUGAAAAUGGACUGGUUCCAGUGUGGUUUGGUUAAAUAUCAGUCUUUGUACUGCAGAGGUUGACUUUACCUCUGCAAAGUGAUGGGACAGGAGAACAUUUUGCAGUUUUACUGUUUGGCUCCUCUUUGUAAUGAUCAUGUUGUUCCACAAGCCACAACUUUGCUCAGUACAGUAGCCAGGUGACUUCUUUAGAGCACCCUUUUCACAUGCAAAGGAGGAAUUCUACAACUGAGGAUAUGGAAAUAUGAAUUUGAAACGUUGACCUUAUGUUUCAACCAGUAAUUUACAUCAGCUGCCACAGUUUGCAAGGCAGGCAAAAACUACAUAUGUGUUUCAGAUAAUAGUACUGCUUAGUGCAUAUUUGAUUUUUGUUUCCAGAUACUAAAUCAGCCCGAAGUGUGAGCACUUAAGGAUUACAUGAAUUGCUCUUUGCAUGUGUUUGAAUUUGGCAAAACGGGCUCAGCUAUUUGUUUGUGUAGGUGUGUAGCAAGAAGAUGAUUCUGAACAAAGUGAAAUUGAGGUAAAUUGAAAGUGAAGUUGGGGGGUUUUCUUCGCUUUUCAAUGCAAUUAUGUAUGUAAGACUGUGAAGUUCGAGUUGUUUAUGUAUUCAGUGAAAUCUUUUCUUAGUAGUUAUGAACAAUAGUUUGAUUCAUCAUGUUUGUUUCCUUCCUUUGCCCUAAAUUUGAUCUUCUCCUUUAUUACAGUAGCAGCCAUAGAGCCAAUUCUACCAUUCUGAAUCCAUGCUGCUUUCUUACUACAGAGACAUCCAUUGUCCAUCCUAUGUCUACUUAAUGCUCUGUUAGUUCUGCAGCUGCCUCUGCAGGCUGUUCCCUCACCAAUAGACUCGGUUUUAUAUGUUAGGAAGCAGAAAUAAAACUGCAAACUGAAACACAAAAUGUGUGGCUGUCAAACACUCAACUGCCACACCUUCCUUUGUACAUUGUAGUUUCUAAAAUAAGAACAAAAACCCACUAAUUUAAAACAAUUUCUCUACAGUGCCUACAUCUGAAUGGCCCUUUGUAUUAGAGACCCUGCAGCAGAAAGAGAAAAGAGUGCAACCAGGUUGGAGUCUCUAAUGGACUGAAGUAGAUCUGCAGUUUAGGAUUUUCACUCUUGCAUUUCUUAAAUUUAAACCUAAACUCCUUUCUAGAAAAAAACUUUAAACCUUUGUCUGACAAGCAACCCAAAGUUUAGAAGAAUGUUAAAAUGUCAAGGUUCAGGGUUAACAUCUGCACAAUGUGUUCAAUGUUUAACUGGACCCACCUCACAACAUUUCAUUGGACAACUAAUAUUCUGUUAAUUCUGUUCCAAGUGAUUCACCCCAGUGAUCCUAACCUCAUGUUUCUCAUAUUAUCUCUUUAAAAGUCUGCAAUAACCCUGCUCUGUACAUCCUGGGCUAAGGGUGAGGGAUAUCUGAUUCUCUCAGUGUGAAAUAAAUGUUAGCCCAAAGCUGCAGGAGCUGUAAACCCUGAGCUGACAGGAGUCUUAUCCCAGGACCAAUUGUAGCGUGAAAGCCCUGUUAGUGAAGAAGUGAAGCUGUUUCCUGGCCAUCUCUUUUCUGGCGUGUGGUUCAAAGUUAGAUCUCUGCUGGUGUGAAAUGGAGUGAGCUGUGGUGUGCCUUGAAAUUCAGUUAACAAUAAUUCCUUUUACAUGUAACUCUACUGUGAAGUUAGUGUUCUAGUAACAAAGUAAGUUAAUUGUAAAUUUUAAGUUUAUUCUAACAAACUGAAAUUAAAGUUAAAGAAACAGUUUUGUGUUUUUCAGGUGCAUUCUGUCAGGUUAAUACACUACUAGAGCAUGUACAUUUUAGUUUUGUUUAGUUUUAACAAUUACACAGACAUCUGUGGAUCAUUUUCACCCAUUUAGUCCACCAAUCACUUAAACCUUUCUGUUAUGAUCUACAAAGUGUCGCAAGAAACUGAAGUACAGCCUAAUGUUGGCACCAAAAUCUGGUUUCUACUAGAUUAUCCUCUAAAACUGUUGUUAUGUUAUCCAAACUGAUCCUCAAGUUUUGCUAUAAUCUGGCAACAAUCUGUAUACUAAUACCAGAAUUAACAGUGUUUCUCUCUUAAACAAAUGUGAGAAAACAUAUGAAAUGAAAAUGUUUGGCCAUGUUAAGCUUCUGCCUCAAUGUAAAGCUGUGACUCCUGAUUUUAGCAGCGAGCGUUACUGGAACUGUUUGGUAGUUUUCUGCUGAAGAUGUUACAACUGAGACUGAAUGGGCUCACUGUGUCGAUGUUUUACUCAUGAUAGCAAAUGUAUUGUUUCUUACUGCGGAAAAGGCAUAAUAAGUUGCUUGUCUUGCUGUUUGUCUGCAGCCUUGGGUGAUGGUGGAUUUAAGUGGGCUAAAGGUCACACAGACCCUUAUAUGAUAGCUGGCAUUUCCUCUGUCAGGUUUUAUCAGUGUUGAAAUUCACAAUUUAUAGGGAGCUGAGUAAGUUUGUCAUCCCAGUGACUUUGUUUGCAUGCAGCAUGUCCUGUGUUAAUACUGAAAAAAAUCUGUUGAUUUAUUCCUAUGUAAAUACAUGAAAACAGCAUGAGAGAUAUCUUUGUAUGCUGCCGUUCAGUUAGUCAACAGUAACUUGCUUAUGUCUGACAAGGAUUUGAGAAUGAAUCUGUUUGUUUUGGUUCUCCUCUCUUUAUCUAGCCUAUAACAGCAAACUCAUAAAUUAGCUCAUGCUGUGUUCCUUUAAAGCAAGUAACUUUUUCUGAACAGCAUCCACUUUGGCCUCGAUUGACAUUUAUGGGAUAAUGUAAUGUACUGAAACGUACUUUAAGUGUAACACAACUAGAAAAGAAUCUAGGCAGUAAUGUUUCUAAAUGAAAUAAACAAACAUCAGCUCUCAUAUUCUACCAGAAGCUACUGGUCAUACCAGGACAAGUAAAGCUGUCGCAGCAAAACCCCUCAGUGUGUUUAACUGAACAAUGGUGCAUGUUUUUGCUUAUAAACUUGUUAUUUCUGCUUUCAGAAGUUACACAGUCUAACUUUGAUGUUGUAACUGCCGUUUAGAAGCCAGAAUAAGCCAGUUGACCUUCAGCAGUAUGUGUCCUGUAGGACAGAUGCACGGCUUUGUAAUGUAGGACAGAUGGGUCUCUGAAAGUGAAACUGUCAUGUGCAAUGAAGAGACGUGAUGCUGACUGUCCACUAGGUAGACAGGGUAUUGUGCUGCUAAGUUGGUGUUUUGUUGAAGGGGAGACAGAAAAUUCAAUGGUGCGUGUUUGGGACAAGUGCAAAGUCUAUGUUUUGGCUUGCCAUGAAGAAAUUUUACUGGUGGUCUAUAAGAGGACAGUGACAAUGGCUGGCUUGAGUUUGUGUGAUUUAUUUCGUAUUGGAACUGGCUUUUUUUUUGUUUGUUUGUUUGUUUUUUAAAGAAACAUUAUCUGCACUGAUUACAUUGUGAUGAAGUGACUCAUGGUUUGGAUGUUUAUAAACCAGGUUGGUGCAGGUAUGUCUGUGUGCCUCAUACAGUAUCAGUGUAAUCGUCUCAGUGAGAAUACCACCAAGUCUCACACAUCUACAUUCUUCUUCAUGUGUGAUUUGCUUCACUGAUAUCCAUAAAUGAUUAAUAUGAGUUUUUCUGUAUGUGAAUGGCCUGAAACUAAAAACAGCAUUUAUUUCACUUAACACCCACAUUGCUGUUGAUUGCACACGAAUGUACCAUGAAACCCAGUGAAUUUAAACAAGACAAAACAGCCUGGUGAAACUAACAAAAUGGUUCGUUCCUGACAUUUAGUUAAUUUUUCUCAUUGAGGUUGAUACCCUCCUAAAGCACACCUGAGCUCACUCACAUGGGACACCAGCUGAGAACGUCUCUUCUUCCCAACCCACUCAGCCUGUGUGAAACAUCACUGUUUUUAUUUUUCCUGCAUAUAAUAACAUGGUAACACAUAAUAUGCUGCCGCAAUCUGCUCACACUGAAUUCUUUGUCGAACUGAGGACGCCAGUCAAAGGAAGAUGUGUUUGUACAGAAGUUUUAUACUCUGAGAAAUAAAGAAUAUUUGGUUUAA